Messenger RNA from Klebsormidium nitens, 1097 nucleotides. NCBI's taxonomy places the organism in Eukaryota, Viridiplantae, Streptophyta, Klebsormidiophyceae, Klebsormidiales, Klebsormidiaceae. The record is from the annotation of a GenBank genome assembly.
AUGGCGGCCGCUGACAAUACCCCAUCAGACCUGCUUUUCUAUGGCCUGAACGACGAGUUUGGAGUCGCCGCCAAGGAGGGGCGCAAGCGGAGCAACCCCCUGCGGGAGGACUGGGAAAGGAUAAAAGAUGAUGUCAUGCUGACGGCGCUGCGAGCAAAGUCUAUGCAGCACGAGGAGUUGAAGGAGGUGUUGCUGAGCACGGGCGAGAGAAACCUAGUGGAACACACGACGAACGAUUCGUAUUGGGCAGAUGGAGGGAACGGCAGCGGUCGGAAUGUGCUAGGGCAGUUGCUGGUGCGGCUGAGGAGUGAGCUGAGGGCCUUACCUGAGGGGGGGCAGGAAAAGAGCUGAGAGGUCAGUGUGGCACGAAAUCGGAAGCUGCGGGCGCGCUGUGUAGGAGGGGAACAACGACUCGGAGGAGAGGGGAGCCAACGAGUUUGCUUUUGAGCUCACAAGCCAGCGAGUUUGGGUUGAGAAGCAAAAACCUUUAUUUAGGAUUCAGCGACUAGUUUAAAAGUGGAGUCUUUGCAAGUCAACACUGGCUGGCCACCAUUGGCUUCCCACCAAAGUAAAGGCACCGGCGUGCACAUCCAGCUUCAAAGAGGUUAUGAUGAUGGGAUGAGAUUGCAUCCUCACAGGCAGUGCUGUCGGCGCUCGCAGUCACUGGGGCAGGUGUUGAAUAGGGUGCCAGGAUGUCAGUACUCCCAAGCAAUGGCGGGAAUGAUUCGUUGCAAAUCAAGUUUCGCGAUUACGCUUGCGGUACAAGCAGCGGAAGAGCAAUUGAGGCCCAAUCGAAGCGCUUAAACUAAAGAUGAGAAGCGGGACUCGUCGUGGUAGAAGAUUCUUAGGGGGCCCCCUUCAUUAACGGAUAUAACCUGGAAGACUUCUGACAGGAACAACACAAUUAUCUUGAAAGACUGCGAACGCGGCUGUGCAGAAAGUUGGAUAUCCUUAGCUCAGCAAGUCGUGGAGAAGGAUAUCAGACUCUUACUGGAAUUGAACCACCUUCAUUAGAAUCUGCGUUUUAUCUGACGCGGUACAAUGAAAUUCUGACGGUUUUGUUCGCGUUGAUCUAUGGGAUCAAUACAAAUGUUAGG